Molecule: messenger RNA, 1043 nt
Organism: Medioppia subpectinata
Lineage: Eukaryota; Metazoa; Arthropoda; Arachnida; Sarcoptiformes; Oppiidae
Source: the annotation of a GenBank genome assembly
AUGAGUAUGUUAAACUGUUUCUCCGGCGAGAACUGCAUCGUAAACGUGAAAACGAGAAAAUUGUGUCCAAAAUGUCGACUCUUAAAGUGUUUAUCAUCGGGAAUGAAGACUGAAUUAAUGAGAAGUUUAGCCGAAAAUGAAAAGCGAAAGCAAACAAAGGAAAGAAACAAAAGGCAAAAACUGAACGCAAACUCAACGACAAGUAGUAGUGAUGGCCCGCAAGAAGUGGCGGACAACGAGAAUAAGUGCCCAGAAAUUGAUAAUUUAAUUCGGGAUCCGUUGAACAUCACCGACGAUGAGCUGAUCCAACAGGUGAUGGACAUCAAGAAUAUGUCGAAUUGUAUUUCAAGUAUCGGUGACUACACAACACAGCCUAUAGUUAGGGUUAUCACGGAUUACGAGGGUAUCAAUCGGUUGGAGUGCAGCCGUAUUAAUGAGUUGUUGAACGCGUCCAGUGUUUUCUCACACAUAAUACAUAGCGAUAGUAUAGGGUAUCAAAAUGAGCAUGGUCAAAUAUUUAGCGCACAGCAAACUGAUAGCCGCGUUAACGAAGUGGUAAAUUUCACCAAACGUUUGGAGGGGUUCACAAAGUGCUGCGCCGACGACCAGUUGUCGCUCGUGAAGUACGGCUGCCUUGAAUUGAUAUUCAUGAGAGGUAUUAACAUUAGCCAUAAUCUGGCCCAUUGUCUGGACAUUCAUCUAAAGUUAAUACAGGACUCUGAAAGAGAUGUCUACUUAUUAUUCAAGAAGUUUGUCGAUAAAUUCAUUGAUAAUUUUGAUGAUGACGUGGUUAUUGUGAAUCUGCUGCGAUUAUCCUAUUUAACCCCAAACGCAAACUCGAACAACAACUGUAUAUAUAUUUACUGCAAAGAUAUCUACUAUUGAAAUACCGCUCGGAUUGGGAAACAAAACUUCAAUCACUAAUGACUGGGUUAACAGACCUGAGAAUUGCCACUGAUUUGCAUAAACACAACAAAAUGUGCGAAAAUAAAACUCAAGACUUCAAUGAAUUGACACAUAUUUCUGGACAACUUUGCCGAGAG